AUGCCCGCUCCGACCGAGUCCUUCACCCGCGAAGAGGUCUCCAAGCACAUCACAGAUGACUCCCUCUGGUGCGUAAUCGACAGCGUCGUCUACGACCUAACCGACUUCCUCGACGCCCAUCCCGGCGGCGAAUCCGUCCUUCGCCAAGUCGCCGGCAAGGACGCCACGCGCGAGUUCUACAACCUCCACCGCCAGGAAGUCCUCACAAAAUACGCCCGCCUCGCCGUCGGCACCAUCACGGGUGAGAAGUCCAAGAUCGUCACGCAAAAGAUCGGCGAUCUUAGCAAGGUCCCUUACGGCGAGCCGCUAUGGCUCUCCAAACCCUUCCAGUCUCCUUACUUCAAGGAGUCGCAUCAUAGGCUGCAGCAGGCUUUGAGGAAGUUUGUUGAUGAGCAUUUGUAUGAGGAGGCACAGGAAUGCGAGGCCACGGGUCGCCUCAUCUCGCAGGAGAUGAUUGACUUGAUGGCUAGCAAGGGUAUACUCCAUAUGCGGCUGGGCCCCGGAAAGCAUCUCCACGGCGUCAAUCUCCUCGACGGUGCCGUCAAGGGAGAGGAGUUUGACUACUUCCACGAUCUCGUCGUCAGCCAGGAGCUUGUACGCGCGAAUGCCCGCGGCUUCCAGGAUGGCAACAUGGCGGGAAUGACGAUCGGUCUGACGGCCGUCUUGAAUUUUGCCAGGAAUGAGGCCUGGAAGAAGAAGAUAGCCGACGAGGUGUUUAGCGGUCGUAAGAAGGCCUGCUUAGCCAUCACUGAAGCUUUCGCUGGUUCUGAUGUCGCCGGUCUCAGGACUACUGCUGAAAAGACGCCAGAUGGCAAGUACUAUAUUGUCAACGGAACCAAGAAAUGGAUCACAAAUGGUGUCUUCGCCGACUACUUCGUCACUGGAGUCAACACCGGCAAGGGCCUGAGCGUCCUCCUUAUCGAGCGUGGAGAGGGUGUCGAGACCAAGUCCAUCAAGACCUCCUACUCUCCUGCCGCCGGCACCGCCUACAUUACCUUCGAUAACGUCAAGGUCCCCGUCGAAAACCUCCUUGGCCAGGAGAACAAGGGCAUUCACGUGAUUCUCAGCAACUUUAAUCACGAACGCUGGACCAUGGUUUGUGGAACUGUUCGUAUGUGCCGCACUAUUGUCGAGGAGACCCUCAAAUGGUCCAACCAGCGUCUCGUUUUCGGCAAGCGUCUCAUCGAUCAACCCGUCAUCCGUCAAAAGCUUGCCAAGAUGAUCUCCCUCGUCGAGGCCAAUCAGUCAUGGCUAGAGACCGUCACUUACCAGAUGUGCCACAUGCCCUAUUCCGAGCAAGCUAAGCACCUCGCUGGUCCGAUUGGUCUUCUCAAGAUGAGCUCUACCCGUGCUGCCCACGAGAUCGCCGAUGAGGCAGUCCAGAUUUGGGGUGGUCGUGGCUUGACCCAAACGGGCAUGGGUCGUGUUAUCGAGAUGUUCAACAGGACGUACAAAUUCGAUGCUAUCUUGGGAGGUGCCGAGGAGGUCUUGGCUGACCUGGGUGUGAGGCAAGCCAUGAAGAGCAUGCCCAAGGUCAUGUUAUAA
Messenger RNA from Scedosporium apiospermum, 1545 nucleotides. Its product is annotated as Nitrate reductase (NADH). Bases 1 to 1545 code for a protein of 514 amino acids. Gene Ontology annotation, molecular function: heme binding; flavin adenine dinucleotide binding; acyl-CoA dehydrogenase activity. The record is from RefSeq and is a predicted model, not a curated record. The transcript has 4 exons. Lineage: Eukaryota; Fungi; Ascomycota; Sordariomycetes; Microascales; Microascaceae.